AUUAAUAUCGCUUGUCAGUCAGCCGAUUUUUGCUGUAAACGACAUCUUGGAGAUAUUGUUAAGUAAUCAUGAAGACCAUCAUCGCAUUGUCCUUUUUGGCUGUACUUUAUACCGUCGAGGCUGUUCCAGCAGAGCCGGCCGAUUUGGAAAUUCUGAGGCUUCGAAUGAGGGACCUAAAAUGGAACAUAGAGACUACUGUACGUGAACUUGAGAUACUUCGUACCCGGACCGAGGAAGAUACUCUUCAAAAAAUUACCGUAAGGUGGAGUGAAGAACAAGACAGUCAUAGAGAAUAUAAAACUUUAUUACUUUCUGGGAUACGCAAUGAAGUAAAUAUCGCUAAGGCGGCGGGCAAAGAUGUGACCUCGUGCCAAACCGAGGCCACCCGAGGUAUCGAAAAUAAUGAGCAGAUAGCAUAUAAGGAAGCUAAUGAAUGCGUAGGCGCCUCUGAAAUUUCCAUCCAUAACAACCUUGGUUUUAUCGAUAAUCUCAUUUCAACCGCAGACGCGUUGUCGUUGCAGUCGGAUAGCAUCUUCUUGAAUUGUCACGACAGCGACAGUUACAGAAUGCGCGGCUGCAUUGUCAGUGAACUGACGAAAGCGGAAAGCUCCCUGAAGACCUUGGAGAGCGACAGCGUUACUGCAGAGAUGACCGUUGCACCCGUGUCCAAGAAUGUCGUUACGCAGGCCAGCAACUGUAUCAAACAGGCUUAUUCCCUUACGUAUACAGAGGGGGCGGCGAUUAGAAUGAGAGUUACUCAAUGUAUUGAAACAAUCACCACGCCAACUACGACGAUAGCUGCGACAACUGCGACGACACAGAAGCCUGCCUCAGAAGAAUAAUUUUAAAUCUACUAAGUUUGGUG
Molecule: messenger RNA, 865 nt
Organism: Trachymyrmex cornetzi
Lineage: Eukaryota; Metazoa; Arthropoda; Insecta; Hymenoptera; Formicidae
Exons: 4
Coding region: 69-842 (257 amino acids)
Source: RefSeq, a predicted model, not a curated record